AUGGACCUUGCACAACUGCCAGUGCCUCUCGAUCCGAAACUGCAACUCGGCGACAUGGAAACCUUUGCUAGCGACGUUGAUCGAGAUGCACAACUUGCUUCCAUCCUGCACUGCUUCCCUUCUAAUCUAGACACUGAACCGGCAUUCUUCCAGAUAUUUGGUUCUGAUAUCCUAUCAUUCUCGCCUCAGCCAUCAGAUCCUCUCUCACCGAGCCUUGUUCUCCUGGACAAUACUUCGGUCACUCCUUCGGAGCUCCCAAUCGAUAAUUCGAGCAGCUUUCUACUCGGCAGUCCUCCUUUGGAGAAACCCUUUGCGCUUGAUGAUGUUGGCUAUGCUAAAUUGAAGUCAAACCUUGCUUCUUCGGAUCCUGACGGCCAAAUCGUUCUUUCUCGGUUCCCCAGUAAAAGCGCAGUCGUUCGCUACGUGAAAGCAUUCUUCGAGAAUAUGGCUCCUUGUCUACCAAUCAUACAUCCACCAUCGUUUAAUAUUGUCACCACACCUCUUCCUCUACUCAUUGAAAUUAUGGCGUGUGGAGCUAUGUACCUGUGCGAAAAACUGAAAGCUUCAGAGUUGCGAUCAAGUGGGGCGCAGCUUCUAGGCGGAUUGUCACAGAAAGGAAGUUUACAUGGUGUUCCCGGCCCUGAGGGUGGAAAAAUUGAGCUUUGGGUUUUACAAGCUAGUCUCCUCAUGGAGUAUAUUGGGCCCGGCACAGAUGUCUGGUCACCCAAUCACGGUGCAGGCCAGUCACUGAGUGCCCUUAAUAGUCUUGCCCAUGCAAAUUUAGCCGCUUUCCAAGGCGCCACCUAUACCGACUGGGUCUACGGCGAAACCCUCUGUAGUGCGAUCCACUACCAAAUCUGUGCUUUUGAGAGAAUGGCGGCCACAAGACAUCUGGAACUUUACAAGAGUUUUGCAAAACGAAUGGGAGCUUCGAUCACCAUCCUCGACGAUAUGUACCACGAGAUGGUAGUGGACUCAACCUCUUCGCCGUUACUGCAAUGCUCGCGAUCAUUUCUGGAUUCCGCUAUUUUUCACCUAUAUGCAAGUAACCAACUUGAAUCAAUAAAAAACCUUAUCAGUGAUCCCAGCAUCACCAUCGGGAGGCCAUUUGCAACCGACCACCUCAACAAAGCCCUAAUGCGUGCAGGCGAAACUUUUAACAUCAACUGCCAGCAUGGCCUCGGUUAUCUGCAGAAAGUUGGGCCACAUCGUAUAGGGCCACUUUGUCUUCCCGGUUUGAUUGAAGGUUGUAAGUAUUUCUGGUCUCACGCCUCUGAAUGA
Exophiala bonariae is the source of this 1281-nucleotide messenger RNA. RefSeq lists its product as uncharacterized. The record is from RefSeq and is a predicted model, not a curated record. The coding region runs from base 1 to 1281 and encodes 426 amino acids. The transcript has 5 exons. Gene Ontology annotation, molecular function: zinc ion binding; RNA polymerase II cis-regulatory region sequence-specific DNA binding; DNA-binding transcription factor activity, RNA polymerase II-specific. Gene Ontology annotation, biological process: DNA-templated transcription; regulation of transcription by RNA polymerase II. NCBI's taxonomy places the organism in Eukaryota, Fungi, Ascomycota, Eurotiomycetes, Chaetothyriales, Herpotrichiellaceae. Gene Ontology annotation, cellular component: chromatin.